GCGCAAUGCCGGAGAUCGUUUUGAACACAAGGAAGGAAUUCGACGACUGUUUAAAGAGCGCGGGAUCGAAACUGGUCGUAAUAGAUUUUUUUGCCACUUGGUGUGGACCCUGCAAAAUUAUCUCGCCGUUUUUCCAUGAACUCUCAGAGAAGUACCCCCAUGUCGUCUUUGCUAAGGUUGAUGUCGACCAGAACGAAGAGACAGCCCAGAGUUGCGGCAUCAGUGCCAUGCCAACGUUUCAAUUCUACAAGAAUGGCAAUCUUGUACAUACGAUGAGAGGAGCAAGCAAAGAGGGGCUCUUGCAAGGAAUUCAAGAGCACUCAGGAGACUCUUGGUCUACUUUGUCUGGAGGUCAGAAGCUCUCGGAUGGCGCAGACUCUAGAAGUGCUGACCCGAGAGCUGCUGCUGCUGCUGCUGCUGAGAGAAGGGCAGCAGCAGCAGCUGCUGCUGCCUCCCAAAAGUGACACUCUGACCUUGGACUUGGGUGUGGCGACUAGUGCUCUCCGUUGUCUAAUCAUAUCACAGUGACCGUACUGAACCUCAGGCUCCGCAAGGGGUGAGUGUGUCGAACUAGAAGAAAUUACUGAUAAAAGGACCCGAGCCGAUCCG
Molecule: messenger RNA, 609 nt
Organism: Guillardia theta CCMP2712
Lineage: Eukaryota; Cryptophyceae; Pyrenomonadales; Geminigeraceae
Exons: 5
Coding region: 6-464 (152 amino acids)
Molecular function (GO): protein-disulfide reductase activity
Source: RefSeq, a predicted model, not a curated record